AUUUUAAUGCAGACACUCCACCGCCAUCCUACACUGCUGCCACCCACGUGCUGCCAACAGCCUCAGAACCUUCCAAGUAUGCAGCCACUGCAGCCAGCCACCAGGCCAGCUCACUUCAGGGAUCAGAGAUGGGAUCUGUGUUGGUGAAGGUCCACUACACGUACACUAUGGCUUUGUCUGUCCCUCUUAAUGCGUCAUACGAUGAAAUGAAGGAACGAAUCGCACAGAAAUUGGGCCAACCAGCAUCUCAGCUGCGCCUCAGACAUAAGCAGCAUGGCUCCCAGGUGCUGACACCUCUGCGUGGGGAAUUGGAGCCAGGCGGCACUAUGCAAGAGGUGGCUGAGGCCGGCAGAGUCACCCUGUGGUGCCAGACAGAGGACCCUCUGGCCAACCGUACCAUCCUCUACCAAAUGGUGGCGCUAUAUGAUUACGCUUCUCAGGGCUCAGAGGACCUAGAAUUUAGUGAAGGAGAUACUAUUGACAUCCUGGGAGAAGUUAAUGAAGAGUGGCUGGAGGGACACUGUGCAGGAAAUAUUGGCAUCUUCCCCCGCUGCUUUGCCUACAUGGAGGACAACAACAUCAAUCGAAGCUCAGAAUUUUAAAUGCACAUGUGCCUUUGUGUUUCUCUUACAAACCCAUUAACCUGUGAGUGGUGGCCAUUUAUAGCCUCAGAACAACCAAACAGCAACCUUGCAAGGUCUAAUGUGCAUUCGGUACUAACUAUGGUAUGAAUACAAUGUUUCUGUUGUGGCUCAGAGUACUGCUGGAAAAGUAUUUUGCUGACAAUACUUAUCAGACCUACAUGGUGAGGAGAUGGAUUUAUGGGUAACUGUAGUCACUCAGGCUUACAAAUGCACCUUAUACCCCAAAUCGCAAGCUGACUGGGUAAUUAAACUUCUUUCAGGACAUGAGAUGUGAUGAAGACAUACACACUACAUACAAAUGCAUCUCAUUUUAUUAGAAAAUGGCGUUAAAGGUUCAACGUAUUCAUCAGGCAUUGCUCAAGGGUAAAAUAUAUAUUCUCACACAUAAACUGGAAUACUUCAAGACUUUGUUUUAAUUUUUAUGCUUACAGUCAAGGAAGCCCCAAAAUCAUUCUCACAAUAUUAGAGUAGUUUAGAGGGCCACAAAUCAAUGACCCUCUAAACUCUCCCACACAAGAGCUCUCAUCAGCCAGUUAGCUCAAAAUGCCUGCCUUUAAAUUCUUAGUCUGAGUAUGCACAAACACAGCCAUGGGAAAGACUGCUGACUUGACAGCUGUCCAGAAGACAAUCACUGAAAAAGCGUACAACUUGACAGUACGUUGUCUGAAGGGGUCGGCUGUUCAGAGAGCAUUCUAUCAAAGAAUAUUAAUUGAAAGGGAACUGGAAGGAAAUGAUGCCAUAAGAAAAGGUGCAGAAGUAAAAGGGAUGACUGCAGACUUGACAAGAUGGCCAAGAGAAAGUGAAUUCCAGAAUGUGGAAGAGAUUAGAGCAGUGAACUGAAGCUGGAACCAGUGCAUCCAGAGCCACCGUAACCAACGUGUCCAGGAAAUGGACUUUGUAAAGUCUCUCCUGAACAUCCAACAACAUCAGAAGCAUCUUACCUUGGCUAAGCAAAGAACUAGAAUGUUGCUAAGUGAUCCAAAGAAAGUAAAUUUUGUAUUUAGUUCAUGAGCAGAAAGCUUUCAACGUCAAAGUUGAAACAAAUGAAGGCUUGAAAUAUUUCAGUGCAAGUGUACAGAGUCUAGAAAAUAUAUAUUUUUCUCUUUCAGCAAUUUUUGAUGCAUGAUUUCAGAUGCCUUCAGAUGAACUGCUUGGAUGAGAAUAAUUUCAACUUGUCUGUGAUACAAAACAUGCAUUUAUAUUAAACCUGCUUCCCUUUUCCUGCUUAUAUACUCUCUGGCACCACUGCAAUACUCCUGUCAUGCUCAAAUGAGGUUGGAUUUAAAAAUUUCACCAACUGUUUUUACAAUUUUUUGACAGGGUUGUAAUAAUUGGUUUGAUCUGACAUCUGUAAGGUGUGUUCAGUUUGCUGUGCUUAUCUGAUGUUAGCUGAAAAUCUGUCAUUUUAGAAAUCAUGGUGUAUUAGUUGUUUAUAGUAGUAAAUA
This is a messenger RNA of Acanthochromis polyacanthus (spiny chromis), 2089 nucleotides long. Its product is annotated as NADPH oxidase activator 1-like. Bases 129 to 602 code for a protein of 157 amino acids. The transcript is spliced from 5 exons. Gene Ontology annotation, molecular function: protein binding; superoxide-generating NADPH oxidase activator activity. Lineage: Eukaryota; Metazoa; Chordata; Actinopteri; Pomacentridae. The record is from RefSeq and is a predicted model, not a curated record. Gene Ontology annotation, biological process: superoxide anion generation.